AUGAACACAGUCAAAGGUUCACAAGUCACAAUCAAGGAAGCCACAAUCCAAGAAAUGCAGCAGGCUUUCACUGAAAACAAACUAACCUCAAAACAAUUAGUCAACUUCUACUUGAACCAAAUCCAAGAACUGAACCCUCUUCUUCACAGUGUACUAGAAGUGAAUCCAGACGCAAUAGCGCAAGCUGAAAAGGCUGAUCAAGAAAGGGAAAUAAAUCAGGGCUGUCGCUUCUUGGGGGAUUUGCAUGGGAUCCCGGUGCUGUUAAAGGACAACAUAGCGACAAAAGAUAAGUUGAACACCACUGGUGGGUCCUAUGCCCUGUUGGGGUCCGAGGUUGCAGUUGAUGCUCACGUGGUGGAGAGAUUGAGGAAUGCUGGUGCUGUGAUUUUAGGGAAGGCGAGUCUUAGUGAGUGGAGCUAUUUUAGGGCUCGUGGUGGCAUUCCUUCUGGUUGGUGUGCUAGAGGAGGUCAAGCUGUGAAUCCGUAUGUGGAAGGAGGCGAUCCAUGUGGGUCAAGCAGUGGAUCAGCAAUAUCAGUAGCUGCAAGCAUGGUGGCGGUAUCACUGGGGACUGAAACUAAUGGCUCUAUCCUCUGCCCAUCAGAUCACAACUCAGUUGUUGGGCUCAAGCCAACUGUUGGGCUCACCAGCCGCUCUGGUGUCAUCCCAAUUUCACGCCGCCAGGAUUCAGUUGGGCCUAUAUGCAGGAAUGUAUUGGAUGUUGUGUAUGUUCUUGACACGAUUGUUGGUUUUGAUCCAAGAGAUUGCGAAGCAACAAAAGAAGCAGCUGAGUUUGUACCUGCAGAUGGUUAUAAACAGUUUCUGAAAAAAGAUGGUCUACGAGGGAAGAGACUGGGCAUAGUCAGAAAUCCAUUUGUGAGAUAUUUCAAGGAUGAGGUUGUAUCAACAUUUGACCACCAUGUGGAAGUAUUGAGGCAAGGAGGUGCAACUGUAGUGGAUAACCUUGAAAUUGCAAAUAUUGAUGUAAUUAUGGAUUCUGAUCGAAGUGGUGAAAAUGUUGUGAUGCUAGCUGAGUUCAAGGAAACAAUCAAUAAGUACCUUGAAGAACUUGUCGAAUCUCCUGUGAGGUCAUUGGCAGACAUCAUAGCUUUCAACACCAAUAAUCCUGAACUGGAAAACCUGAAAAUGUAUGGUCAGGAACUACUUAUCGACUCGGAGAAGACAAAUGGGCUUGGAGAGGAGGAGAUUAAGGCAGUGAAGCGUAUGGAAAGACUGUCACAAGAAGGAUUUGAAAAAAUGAUGAAGGAGAAUGAGUUAGAUGUCAUGGUGACACUCGGUACAACUGCUUCUACCGUGCUAGCUAUUGGAGGUUACCCCGCAAUUACAGUUCCAGCAGGGUAUGACAGCAUUGGAAUGCCUUUUGGUAUCUGUUUUGGGGGACUUAAAGGGAUGGAACCAAAGCUGAUUGAGGUUGCUUAUUCUUUUGAGCAGGCUACACUGUCUCGCAAGCCUCCUUGUCUUGCUCUUUAG
Messenger RNA from Dovyalis caffra, 1488 nucleotides. The record is from the annotation of a GenBank genome assembly. Lineage: Eukaryota; Viridiplantae; Streptophyta; Magnoliopsida; Malpighiales; Salicaceae.